Messenger RNA from Temnothorax curvispinosus, 696 nucleotides. RefSeq lists its product as uncharacterized. NCBI's taxonomy places the organism in Eukaryota, Metazoa, Arthropoda, Insecta, Hymenoptera, Formicidae. The transcript has 4 exons. The record is from RefSeq and is a predicted model, not a curated record. The coding region runs from base 64 to 531 and encodes 155 amino acids.
GUCGUCGUCAAGUGUAUAAAAACGUUCUCGAGUGUAGAUACGGGUGAUCGAAGAGUCGGACGUAUGUUCGGUUCGACCACUCGUCGCAUUCAUCCCCCGUUCAUCCCUCGAACCGAGUAUCAUUAUCGACAAUUCAUAUUCCGUCUUUUGUUAUGUGACAUCCCUGGUCUCGCGCGUAAACCUAAAAAAAAAAAAAUGAUAAGACCUUUCUUGGAACGGUUUUUUAAAGUAAGAACCAAGCAAGAUGCCAUACAACUUAGGCGAAGGCUUUCGAUAUUUUAUGCUGUCGUUGGAUGGCAUUGUUUCGGCCUCGCUUUCUACGUGAUCAUGAAAAGGGAGAUGCCAGAAGACGCCCACGAACGAAGGAUGGCUAUUGGGCUCUUGAGUCCUAUACCUCAUACCACUAUGCACGUGUAUCAGAUAUCGGGCCUGACGCUUACCAAUGAUUUCGAUAUCGCGUACAAGGCCAAGCUUGAGCAGAUAGAGAGAGAAACCAAGGAGGGUGAAAGUCCAAAGACGGACGAGAAUUAGACCUCUCUCUCUCUCUCAGGGAAGAGAUCUCCGUAAGGCAAUAGCGCCAACGUUGGACCCGCCAGAUUCCGGAUUCAAUUCCUUCAGUCUCUGUUCCAUCUCGCAUAGCAACGCCGAUCUGUAGGAGACAGAUAUGCAAAAAUAUAAAGUGUUAUGUUUGUUACA